CACAAGGACGACGGCCACCACUUUUAUUUAGAGCCCAUCUCGCUAUAUAAAGCCGGCAGUGAGUCACCAGCGGCUCCCACACUCUGGCUCUCGGCUCCAGCAGCAGCAGCACCGACCGAGGCAUCUCCUCUCUCACUUUACUCAGGGUCCCUCAGCCUCAAACCUCCAGACAAAGCUGCUCCCGCAGCCUCAUAAAGGAUGGCCCAAAAUACGCUAGUGGCUCUCGUUGUGAUUUUGUUGGUUGCCGUGAACUCGGUUUUAUCUUCCACAUUGCCAAGAGGAGAUUGCGUUGAAAGAAGUUUGUGCUACCACUCGACUGAUUGCUGCAGUGGAUGCUGUGAAGAAAAUCAAUGCGUUAAACCAGAAAACUUUGCUACUGUCAACCAAUGUAGCGACCACAAAGUUGCUCGUGACUGCUCGACCCUGAAGUGCCCCCAAGGACAGGAGUGCCAGCAAGAGACGCGCUACUGCUUGAUCGCUCCUUGCCCGCAGCCCUUGCCUAAAUGUGUUGAAAGCUCUGGAAAAGUGCUGAUAGAAAAAUCACCUGUACCCCUGCCUGUGCAAUUCUGAAAGACUAAUUUUUUAAGUUUGCUUUUUGCUGCAAAGAAAAAUGUAAUAGGGAGAGAUUACCUGUAGACUCGCGUUUUUGGUUUGUAAAUUAUGAUAGUAAAUUGCUAAAUUGUUUUCAUAAAUUUAAGAUAAAUAAUUAAAAAUUUGUAUCAUAAACAUAAAGUUAAUAACACAAACUAAAUGACGAAUAAAAAUGUGAAUUUUUC
Neocloeon triangulifer is the source of this 776-nucleotide messenger RNA. RefSeq lists its product as uncharacterized. The coding region runs from base 199 to 570 and encodes 123 amino acids. The transcript is spliced from 4 exons. The record is from RefSeq and is a predicted model, not a curated record. Lineage: Eukaryota; Metazoa; Arthropoda; Insecta; Ephemeroptera; Baetidae.